AUGGCCAAGUUGGCAAGGCACCUCACUAGUAAUGAGGAGAUCGUCAGUUCGAAUCUGGCUGAAGGCAGUUGUUUUUUUCCUUUGCCUAUAUCUGAUAUACACAGAAUAUGA
Messenger RNA from Debaryomyces tyrocola, 111 nucleotides. Lineage: Eukaryota; Fungi; Ascomycota; Pichiomycetes; Serinales; Debaryomycetaceae. The record is from the annotation of a GenBank genome assembly.